Molecule: messenger RNA, 969 nt
Organism: Capsella rubella
Lineage: Eukaryota; Viridiplantae; Streptophyta; Magnoliopsida; Brassicales; Brassicaceae
Product: MADS-box protein AGL24
Exons: 9
Coding region: 138-803 (221 amino acids)
Biological process (GO): positive regulation of transcription by RNA polymerase II
Cellular component (GO): nucleus
Molecular function (GO): DNA-binding transcription factor activity, RNA polymerase II-specific; RNA polymerase II cis-regulatory region sequence-specific DNA binding; protein dimerization activity
Source: RefSeq, a predicted model, not a curated record
GAAAACUUUUUUUUCUUUCUUUAUCUUCUCACAAGAAUUUAAUAAAGUGGGUGCUGAGAUUGCAUAAGCUAAUCCAAGAUCCUCCCAUUCCAAAGAAAGGCAAGAUUCAAGAUUAGUAGAGAAGGAGAUCGGGUAAAAUGGCGAGAGAGAAGAUAAGGAUAAAGAAGAUAGAUAACAUAACAGCGAGACAGGUUACCUUCUCUAAAAGAAGAAGAGGAAUCUUCAAGAAAGCCGAUGAACUCUCAGUUCUUUGCGAUGCAGAUGUUGCUCUCGUCAUCUUCUCUGCCACUGGAAAGCUUUUCGAGUUCUCUAGCUCAAGAAUGAGAGACAUAUUGGGAAAGUAUAACCUUCAUGCAAGUAACAUCAACAAAAUGAUGGAUCCACCUUCCACUCAUCUCCAGCAGCUUGAGAACUGUAACCUCUCCAGACUAAGUAAGGAAAUCGAAGACAAAACCAAACAGCUACGAAAACUGAGAGGAGAAGAUCUGGAUGGAUUGAACUUAGAGGAGUUGCAGCGGCUGGAGAAAAUGCUUGAAUCCGGACUUAGCCGUGUGACUGAGAAAAAGGGCGAGUGUGUGAUGAGCCAGAUUUCUUCACUUGAGAAACGGGGAUCGGAAUUGGUGGAUGAGAAUAAGAGACUGAGGGAGAAACUAGAGACGUUUGAAAGGGCAAAAAUGAUGGCCUCGAAGGAGGCUGUGGAGACAGAAUCGGCGACCACAAACUUGUCAAGCUACGACAGUGGAGCUCCUCUUGAGGAUGAAUCCGACACUUCCCUGAAGCUUGGGCUUCCAUCUUGGGAAUGAAUCGUGAAGAGAGAGAUCUGUAGCAGAGUUGACUACGAUGGAAUCCCACAAAUAUUAAGUCUUACCUUUUCCUCAGUUCUUUCCUUUGAAUAAGUGUUGAAAAAAAUUGAGAUGGGAAGAGUACUACUGAAUGAAUUCUCAUUACAUUAAUGCGAAGAAUCAAGUU